Messenger RNA from Ceratitis capitata (Mediterranean fruit fly), 2416 nucleotides. RefSeq names its product EGF domain-specific O-linked N-acetylglucosamine transferase (gene Eogt). Gene Ontology annotation, cellular component: endoplasmic reticulum lumen. The record is from RefSeq and is a predicted model, not a curated record. Bases 556 to 2271 code for a protein of 571 amino acids. NCBI's taxonomy places the organism in Eukaryota, Metazoa, Arthropoda, Insecta, Diptera, Tephritidae. The transcript is spliced from 3 exons. Gene Ontology annotation, molecular function: protein N-acetylglucosaminyltransferase activity.
UUUGACAUUCGGGAAUAUAAACAACAGAGAACAUUUACAUUCUCUGUUGUGUAAGAAACCGGAUUUCAUAGCAAAGAUAGAGUUGUUAGGUAGCUUAUUGCGGUCGUAUACAAGUUGUGUGCAUCUGCUAGUUUCGUUUGAUUGACAAUAGAUGUUAGAACCUUCUUAGUUAAACAAUGGCUAAAAGAUAGUGGUGGAUUGCUUACAUGCACAUAAUUGUUAAUAAAAAGUCGCUACCUGACAACGCUAAUGCAUUUUGGAUCUCAGCUGACGCUUAAAUCAGUAUUAAUAUCAGUGUUAAUUCUAGCAUAUACUGCUGAAUAGAACCGGCUUAUUAUUAGAAAUAACAUUGACUAGUUAGCAUUCACCUGCAUAAAAAGAACAGCAUACAUAUAUAUAUGUAUAUGUAUGUACAUCUUAAAUCAAAAAUGUUACAUUGAAUAAUUUUUAGAACAAUUGUAAAAGUCAGCGCGACGUCAUUAUAUUAUACAUAUAUCGAAAGUACUUAAUUAGCAGUUGAGCAUACAUGCAAUCAUAACAUAAAAAGGUGUGAAAAUGUGUCACAAACAACUAUUAAUACUCAUGCUUCUAAGUCAAUUCACGAAUUUUUCUGUGCACGCGGAGAUUUCACACGGAUCUGUUAGACAUUCGGGGAAAACAUCUCUACCAAAUUUACCAGUAGAUCAUUUAAUACGAUACCUUAAUACUUUUCCAAAAGUACGUGAACAAUGUGCGGAGAAUGAAGAGUGUCUGCGUGCGAUUAGUUUUAACGCCUCCGCCAAUAGUUCGGAUGACGCCACAUCAUCACCCGCAUCAGUUGCGUCAGCAAUAACGCUCAAAUCUACGGCUUGUUGGGGCCAUGAACUUGACUGUAACGAGAAUGAACGAUUUCAAACGCCCACCUGUCCAGGUGAACACAGUGGUUGGGUAAAAAAUAAAGCUGAGCAAAUCAAAACAUUCUACUAUCAAGCGGAUUUUGGCUAUAUACAAAAUCAAAUCAACGAAUUGGCUCUUAUAUGUGAACCACGCUAUAUCACUGAUUCAUCAUUGGAAUGUAGCAAAUAUUUACGAUUUUGUCGAGGUCGAAAUUUGCUUUUUGACUUUCGGGAACUAGGACAACGCAAGGAAUUGAUCCGAUAUCAUAUGGAUGUGCUGAAACCCCAACAGCUAUUGGGUCAUUGUCAGUUGAAUAGAACGCGUUUAAAUGAAGAAUUAGAUCAUAUGGGUGCUUUACAAUCCUGGGCGCCAGAGCUACGUAAUUUCGAUGAAAUAGCAAAGCCGUUAAUGGCAAGUGGUGUGUGUGACUUGGUAGUUGAUACACCCACUUUUAUUAUGAAAAUCGAUGCUACUUAUAAUAUGUACCAUCAUUUUUGUGAUUUCUUUAAUUUAUACGCGACGCUAUUUGUAAAUCAGUCACACCCAUUGGCAUUUCAUACGGAUGUACGUAUACUGAUUUGGGAAACAUAUCCUUAUGAUUCGCCUUUCGCUGAGACAUUCAAGGCGUUUUCUGAUCAUCCCGUGUGGACAUUGAAUGAGGUAAAAGAUAAACGUGUCUGUUUUAGAAAUUUGGUUUUACCUCUAUUACCGCGCAUGAUAUUUGGUCUAUUCUAUAAUACACCACUGAUUCAUGGCUGCCAAGGUAGUGGUCUAUUUCGUGCAUUUUCCGAAUUCAUACUACAUCGUAUGCAAAUACCAUACCAGCAGCCGACACCCGAGGCUAAAUUACGUAUAACAUUUCUAUCUCGACGCACAAAAUAUAGACAAGUCUUAAAUGAAGAACAACUGCUCUCAGAAAUUGGCGCAAAUAGCAGCUACCAUAUACAACAAAUUUCCUUCGAAAGAGGACUUUCAUUCAAUCAGCAAUUAGCAAUAACACGGAAUACAGAUAUACUUAUUGGCAUGCAUGGUGCUGGACUAACUCAUCUGCUCUUCUUGCCGAAUUGGGCGACAAUAUUUGAAUUAUAUAAUUGUCAAGAUCCUAAUUGUUAUAAGGAUUUGGCACGAUUACGUGGUAUUAACUAUAUAACUUGGGAACGUGAUGAAUUACUUUAUCCACAGGAUGAGGGUCAUCAUCCUCAAGGUGGCGCACAUGCGAAAUUCACCAAUUAUCGUUUUGACCCAAAAGAAUUCAUACGGCUGGUAGCUAAAGCAGCUGAUUUGGUACAUAAACACAAUGAUUUCCAAAAAUUUCAAACACAAAAAAUUCAAAAAAAUGUUAAUACCAACACUAAUAUGAAAGGUCAGAUUUUACAAGCUAAAGAAGAACUUUAAGCAUUUAAGCAGUAUUUUUUUUUAAAUCUACAUUAUAAUUGUGAUCUUGAUCAGUUUUAUUACAUAGGUGGUAAUAUUAUUCAAAUAAUUAGUUUUUUACGCUUUUUCAUUAAAAUAAAGGUUUCUUUUAGCUAUUUUAUUAAAA